AUGCGCUCUGUUUACGCCCUAACUCCAUUGGCCGCUGCAAUUGGCGCUGUGGCUUCGCAGCCCGCUGAUUCAUGGGUUUUUGGAAACAGCCUGUUCUACCUUGGCCCUCCCUCGGGCAAUUCCUACAUCGCCAAGGCCACUUACUCCAUCGUGCCGCCGUCUGUUCCCUGGGGGGCCAAGUCCAAUGCUGAUGACGAGCCUUGGGUUUCUGUCUGGGUCGGAGCUUCUUCCACUGCCGGCGACCAAGAUGCCAACCUGUACCAGCCGAUCUUCAACUGGUGCCCUGACCAGGAAUCUCAGUAUGCCGCAAAUAUUCUUCCACCUUUAGAUCAAUAUUUUGACAAUGGUUUUACUAUAGGGGCUGCCCUGCAACUGCUCAGGAGUGUUGCCGUCGUCAACAGCAAGGUUGUUCAAACCGUCACCAUGAAUGACGAAAUCAUUUCCAAGGAGUCGGACGCUCUUGAUGCUCCCCUCCAGUAUCUGUACUCUAGCAACGAGUGCUACACCGGUGCCGGUUCCUGUGGUUCCUUGACGCGAUAUCAUAAUACAGAAAUCACCAACCUUACUGUCACUCUCAGCGAGGUCGAUACCAGGUUUGACAGCGUCAUGAGCCUUGACAGUGUCACCGAUGCCGAGUUCAAGUCCACUGACGGUGGCAUUACUUGGCACACCGACCGCAUCACUGUUAACACUAUCGACUUUGACAGCUCCGAUGACACCCAAGUUCAAUAG
Messenger RNA from Penicillium waksmanii, 732 nucleotides. RefSeq lists its product as uncharacterized. The coding region runs from base 1 to 732 and encodes 243 amino acids. The record is from RefSeq and is a predicted model, not a curated record. The transcript has 4 exons. Lineage: Eukaryota; Fungi; Ascomycota; Eurotiomycetes; Eurotiales; Aspergillaceae.